GUAAAAGGCGAGUGCGGGACGACCAGAGAUGAGAAGACAGUACAAACAUGGCCAAUCAUCGCAGGCUAUAGAAACCGGGGUCAUAAGCUCCCCAGCUGCCAUCUCACUGUGAUCGGACGAUAUAGGAAACACGAUACUUAGUUGAAUAAUCGCGCCACUCCUCAACAACGAAAUAAGCUUGUCGCAGCGUGGGUCUCAUUAUCAUCCCGCUUUGGAACGUGCACCACGAAGCUAUCAUGGGAGGAUCCAGCCAGUAGAGAAUGCGAUAUUCGCGCGAUGGAGUUGCUCAGAAAAACGGCGCUAUCUAUAUACGAUGAAUACGAGAACUUCGACGCGAGUAGCGCGACCGAGCUCAGGAUUGCUAGGAUCAGAGCAAACGGUGAAGACUUGCGUGCGGCAACUUAUGAGAUAGAAGAUGCAUACGAAGCGAAUGUCGUGAAUCGCAUCUCCUUGUUAUCCUCGCUCGGGGAUUCGGAGUACAGCGAAAGCGUAACUGCAUCGUUGCUGCUCGUCAGUAUGUGGACAAGCAGCAACGGCAGCGCGUCCGAAGGAAUCGGUAUAUCGAAACCCGUCUUCCUAAGCUUGAUAGACGCGCUGGGCAUAGACAGAAGCGUGCUCCAGCCCAUCGUGAACAAUGUUUUCGGCUUUCUUGAGUUCAGUGAGACGGUCCCAACUAGCUUGGGGAAGAACACGAGCACGUAUUUCGUCGCCAACGCGCAGAUGGAGCUUAUCUGGUCGUUCAACUUCGUGACAUCAGAGACCAAAGCAAUCCUGAUAAACCGUCGCGGGCUCCCCCAUCUCCAAUGUCAGCAUCGUCGCGCUUCUGUUGAUUUCCUAGCUUCGCUGCGCCAAAUCCGCGCAAACAUAUUCAACCCUUACACACUCUUGUUUAUCUUCCUCGUGCGUAUGACCACGCAGGAGCGCAAGUUAGGUACCAAGACAUGGAGCGAUGCGAGACCGCCCGAUCAUACCGCCAUGCUCGAACAGAUAAACAGUGCUAUUUCAAGCGCGACACUCGGGAACCUAACCGUAGCAGCGCGGUACAUCGAGAAAUUGACAGCAUCACUAUCAAGCGAAGAGCGAAAAAUGGACAUAAUCGACACUUUACUCGACGCAUUAUCAGAUCAAACCUCAUGGGAACCCCGUUUCGAGUCCACGCCAACCGCAAAACGGCGCCUAGACCUCUGCGAGAAAGACAUGCACGUCUUCUCCGCAGUCAUACGGUCUUUAAGGCAACAAAGCACAGCUUCCAGGUCCGCAACCAAGUACACCACCACACGAGCGCAAAGCCAAUCGCACCUCAUCCUCGCGCUCCGCGCGCACGAAGAAUCGCGCCUGAACCGGGAGAUGGCCUCGACGCACCGGGACCUCGCCGAGUCCGCGAAGCGCGACACGGCGUCGAUGAAGACGAUCGCCGUGAUGACGAUGGCGUUUCUCCCGGGGACGUUUUUCGCGGCGCUGUUCUCGGUGCCGUCGCUGCGGUGGGACCGCGAGUUCGUCGUCACGGAGCGGUUCUGGGUGUACUGGGUUUUCACGCUGCCGGUGACGGCGUUCGUGUUUCUGAUUUGGCUGGUGCUGAGCUAUGAUGAUGGGUUCAGAACGGUUGUGGAGGAGUAUCAGCGGAGGAAGAGGGCGGAGAUGAUUACGGAUUGAAUGCGGGAUUUGGGGGGAGUAACUGUUGGUUGAGGGCUGGGGUGGUUAUCGUGAGCUACUGAAGCGCACUGGAUGCAUACAUUCUUCAGUCGAACGAGACCGCAUACAUAUACUUGAGAGUAUUAACAUAAGGCAGCAAAAUAGUUUUAGAACUAAUGC
This is a messenger RNA of Xylaria bambusicola, 1812 nucleotides long. RefSeq lists its product as uncharacterized. The transcript has 2 exons. The coding region runs from base 277 to 1653 and encodes 458 amino acids. The record is from RefSeq and is a predicted model, not a curated record. NCBI's taxonomy places the organism in Eukaryota, Fungi, Ascomycota, Sordariomycetes, Xylariales, Xylariaceae.